Molecule: messenger RNA, 1404 nt
Organism: Dreissena polymorpha
Lineage: Eukaryota; Metazoa; Mollusca; Bivalvia; Myida; Dreissenidae
Exons: 11
Coding region: 214-918 (234 amino acids)
Source: RefSeq, a predicted model, not a curated record
UCCCAUACUCGGAAGCUUAAGACUCAACUUUUGUGUCAAAACUAUACGUGUUUGCAUCUGACACUAACAGCAACAGUAAGUAUUGUUGUGUCUUCAUUUAUAUCCGCGCACUAUAAUUGGUUCUUCGUUGUAAAGACAAUAAUGAUGCAAAUUACUCUAUACCAUCAACAUUAUAUAUGAAGGUUUCAUAACAUUUAAUGUUUUUUGUGUUACAUGUUACCAGGUGACGAAAGGUCAUCUUUAAUAACCAUUCCUAUCUGUGUUGGAAGCGCCAUCUUGAUAAUUAUUGUUGCAAUGUGUCUGUUACGACGUCGCUGUGAAUUUCUAAAGAAUCGGCAUAUAAAAGAUGCAACCAUUGAAAUAGCUACUGUAGAAGCAGUAACUUGGUCGAGCAGUUCUCGUGUCAAUAACGGAACCGGUAAUGAAGAAGAAGUAUUAAGCAAUACAACACACCAACGAGUAAACACAUCGAUCGAACGUGUACGCAAAACGCGUGGAUUUUGUAAUGAAGCGUAUGUUGACUAUAACUCUUGUCAUGGAAAGAAGGAUAACACAGGUGAUGAUAACACUAUUGAGGGCAAGUAUAGGAACGAACAAUCAGUAACGAGUGCAAAUCAUGGUCAAGUUAUUUCAGGAUUUUGUAACGAGGCAUAUGCUGGUUGGGUCGAGACUUCACCAUCACACACUGGCGAUUCGCAAAGUAAAGGUAGCUGCAAAAACAAUGAUCGAAAUAGUCACAGUUCAAUAAAAUUGGCAGACUGUACGUACAGCGUGGUCAACAAAAACACACGCAAACACAUGCUAUUAGAUUAUUCUUCACAAAGCUCUUUUUGUUCUGACCUAAGCACAACUAAAGAGAAGAAGGAAAUUAUUUACAGCAUGGCAAAGGAACCGAAUGAAGAAGAUUCAGAGAUUUGACUGACUUUUGAUUGAAGCAAUAUUUUACUAGCAUGUUGACCAAGGUAACUGACUACUAGGCGUAAAUCGGUGACGUUUUGCAGUUCUAAAUAUGUAAUGUGCUCAGUUGUCAUAACUAUAUGUCUAUGUACAGCUCGCCUAAACAUGACAUCAUCAUGUAUCCAAUAAUAUUGUUCAUUACCAUUACAUGUAUAAGUUGUCCUACUUUACUCUGGUUAAAUAAAGCAUUAAAAUCUGUAUAAGACAGUAUGCAUGGCAUGAUGUAUGUAGGUGUUGAGUCUGUAUGAGUCUGCUUUUUUGUAAUGUUCAUACAUGCUAAGAACAUAUAUUUGUAUAUAGUAUAUUUAUUUAGAAAUAAGCAUUUAAUGAGGAUCUGUUUCCUAUCAGAUAGGAAUAUAUAGGGCACGUUUAACUAGUUAUACAUAUUUAAAUGUUUUAGCAUACAUGAUUUUUGUAUAUAUGUGUUAUUACUGCAAUGUAUUGCCA